Triticum aestivum (bread wheat) is the source of this 3071-nucleotide messenger RNA. RefSeq names its product disease resistance protein RGA5. Lineage: Eukaryota; Viridiplantae; Streptophyta; Magnoliopsida; Poales; Poaceae. The record is from RefSeq and is a predicted model, not a curated record. Gene Ontology annotation, biological process: defense response to other organism. Gene Ontology annotation, molecular function: ADP binding. The transcript is spliced from 3 exons. Bases 31 to 2829 code for a protein of 932 amino acids.
GGAGCAUCUGAGCUAGCACUACGAGCAACCAUGGAGGCGGCUCUGGUGAGUGCAGCGACGGGGGCCUUGAAACCCGUCCUGGAGAAGCUGGGCGCUCUGGUGGGUGAUAAGUACAAGCGGUUCAAGGGUGUGUGUGACGAUAUCAAGUCACUCACACGUGAACUCACUGCCAUGGAAGCAUUUCUUCUGAAGAUGUCGGAGGAGGAGGAUCCUGAUGCUCAGGAUAAGGUGUGGAUGAAUGAGGUGAGGGAGCUCUCCUAUGACAUGGAGGACUCCAUUGACGACUUCAUGCAGAGUGUUGACGUCGAAGAUACAAAGCCAGAUGGCUUCUUGGAGAAGAUGAAGAACUUGCUGGGGAAGGUAAAGGCUCGGCACCGGAUCGGCAAGGAGAUACAAGAUCUGAAGAAGCAAAUCACUGAGGUGGCCCAGAGGAAUGAAAGGUACAAGGUCCGUGAGGCCUUCUCCAAGAAAAAAAAUGCAACCAUCGACCCCAGAGCUCUUGCCAUCUUUCAGCAUACCUCUGAGCUUGUCGGAAUUGAUGAACCCAAGGCCAAGGUAAUUAAACUGUUAACUGAAGGUACGUCGACACAAGAGAAGACGAAGUUGGUUUCCAUCGUGGGAUCUGGAGGAAUGGGGAAGACAACUCUUGCAAGCCAAGUGUAUGAAGAUCUCAAAGGAAAAUUUAAAUGUCAGGCCUUCUUAACCGUGUCAAGGAAUCCAGACAUGAUGAAUAUCCUCCGGACAAUAUUACGUGCAGUUAGUGGCCAACAUUACAGAGACACUGAAGAAGGAAGUAUAGAACAGCUCAUCAUGAAGAUCAAGGAUUUCCUAGUAGACAAAAGGUAUUUUGUUGUUGUUGAUGAUAUAUGGGACGUGGGUACAUGGAAUGUUAUCAAGCUUGCAUUUCCCGUGACUAGUUCUGGCAGUAUCAUAAUCACCACUACUCGUAUAAAUGAUGUUGCUGAAUCAUGCCGUUCAACACCAUUCAGUGGAGAUAUUUAUUGCAUAAAGCCUCUUGAUGUGGUGCACUCAAGGAAGUUAUUUUACACAAGAUUAUUUAACUCCGAAGAAAAUUGCCCAUCAUACCUUAAAAAGGUUUCUGAACAUAUUUUGAAAAAAUGUGCUGGGUUGCCUUUGGCAAUCAUUGCUAUAUCCGGUUUGUUGGAUAAUAUUGAAAGGAUAGAGGGUCCAUGGAAACAAGUUGAAGAUUCAAUUGGUCGAGCACUUCAAAGAAAUCCCAGUGUUGAAGGAAUGAUGAAGAUAUUGUCACUUAGUUACUUUGAAUUGCCUGCUCAUCUGAAAUCAUGUCUCUUAUGUUUGGGUAUAUUCCCUGAAGAUUCUGUUAUUAAGAAGAAAGGUUUGAUAAACAGGUGGAUUGCUGAAAGAUUAAUUCAUACAGAAGCCGGAUAUAAUACAACAUAUGAGUUUGGAGAAAGGUGUUUUAAUGAGCUCAUCAAUAGGAGUUUGAUGCAACCUGGGGAAAAAGAAAUAGAUGGUACUAUAAAGAGUUGUCGACUUCAUGACACAAUUCUUGAUUUCAUCAUAUCCAGGUCCAUCGAAGAAAACUUUGUUACUUUGGUGGGUGUUCCUGGUUUAACUGUUGAGACACACAACAAAGUUCGUCGGCUCUCCCUGCAUGCCGGCAAGGAAAAAGAAGUGAUACUGCCAAGAGGCUUGGUGUUGUCUCAUAUACGAUCACUUGAUGUUUUUGGGGAAUCGGUGAAAAUCCCUUCCAUGGACAAGUUCAGGCAUUUGCGUUUUCUGGACUUUGAAGAUUGCCAACAGCUAGAGAACCACCAUCUUGAAAAUAUAGGGAGAUUGUUUCAGCUGAGGUACUUGAGCCUCCGAGGAGCGGAGGAAGUAAGUAAGCUCCCAGAACAAAUCGGACAUCUAUGGUGCUUAGAGAUACUGGAGUUAAGAGGCACCUCUGUUUGUGAGUUACCGACAUCUAUUGUUAAUCUCAAGAGAUUGGUGCACCUAUUUGUCAACUACAAGGUUACACUUCCAUGUGGAAUUUCCAAGCUGCUAGCACUGGCGAAAUUGAAGGUUGUUAGAGUCUAUAGUCAGUCAUUUAACUUCAUGCGAGAAUUUGAGCAGCUGCAGAGUCUGAAGGUAUUGACCCUUUGUUUUGAGGAUUAUAGUUCUGCUGACCAAGUGAACACUGAAAAUGAGUCCAAGAAAACUAUUACCGUCACUUCCCUUAAAAACCUAGGGAACCUUCUAUCUCUAAUUAUCUGGUAUGGCCCCGAAUUAGUAGGGGAAUGUCUGUGCCCUAUGCCACUUAGCCUCCAGAAGCUGAAAGUCUGGUAUUCGAGGAUUCCCCAUGUUCCAAAUUGGGCGGGCUCCCUUGUCAACCUCCAGGAGUUACGCCUUGAAUUGUUCAGAGCUGAGCAGGAAGAUUUAUAUAUCCUUGGAGGCUUACCUGUUCUGCGUUGUCUGAUUCUGGAAAUUGAUGGAAGGAAAAUUAGAAAUACCUCAUUAACAGAAGAGCCUGAAGUUACAAGGGUCAUAGUCUGUGGUGAGGUUGGAUUCCCAUGCUUGAGGAUAUUUAAUUAUAAUAGUCAGGAUGCUGUGAUGAAUUUGACGUUUGCGGCUCGAGGCAUGCCCAAGGUAGAUGACCUCUCGAUAGAAUUUAACGCAGCAAAAACUGAGUCUCUGGGUACUAGCGGUGCUUUUGAUCUCGGAAUAGAAAAUCUCCCCAGCCUCCUUAAAAUCAGAUGUGUACUAUGGGGAUACGUGGACGAUAUCAGCAGAGUUGAGGCUGCAAGGGCUGCCAUUCGGGAAGCAGCCAACGCACAUCCCAACCGCCCUACUCUAUCCUCCUACUGAUAUGGGUUGCGGGAAUUGAGCUCAGGGAACAAUUCCAGUUAGGCUGCAACGCCAAAGGUUCAUUUAGCAUUUUCUGCGAGGAUGGAUCUGCCUCCCUGCUGGAACGUACUUAGUCAAACCUAUAUAUCCAUUCUGGUUGUCGUGUAUACUACUAUACUGUACUCUCUAGCUAGAGAACAGCGUUCUGCACCCUUCGGAUAGUGAUACUAUAUUAGCAGCAUAUGUCAGUGUCCCUACACACA